GCGGGGGCCGGAGGAGCCGCACGCCGCCCCCUGCACCCUCCCCGGAGCCCUUGGGCUACCUGCCGCCCAUCCACAGCACCUACCAGUACAAACAGAGGUCGCUCUCGCCUGUCACCAGCCCCUUGCUGCGGGAGCCACGGCCGAGACACGCUCACGCUGCAGCUGCUGCCUUUGCUUUGGAAGCUGCUGCCAUCGGACUCUCCCGGGAGCGGGAGAGGGCUCUGGAUUACUACGGGCUGUAUGAUGAGCGUGGCCGACCCUACACUUACCCCAUCGUGGCUGAGGAAGACCUGAUGCCAGAGGAUGACCAGAGAGCUACUCGGAACCUCUUCAUUGGCAACUUGGACCACAACGUCUCGGAGGUAGAGCUGAGACGCGCCUUUGAGAAGUAUGGCAUCAUCGAAGAGGUGGUGAUCAAGCGCCCUGCCCGGGGCCAAGGUGGGGCUUACGCUUUCCUCAAGUUCCAAAACUUGGACAUGGCACAUCGGGCCAAGGUUGCUAUGUCAGGCCGUGUUGUUGGCAGGAACCCUAUCAAAAUUGGCUACGGCAAAGCCAACCCUACUACCAGGCUGUGGGUGGGUGGUCUUGGUCCAAGUACUUCCUUGGCUGCCCUUGCUAGGGAGUUUGACCGCUUUGGCAGCAUCAGGACUAUUGACUAUGUGAAGGGAGACAGCUUUGCUUAUAUCCAGUACGAAAGCUUGGAUGCUGCCCAGGCUGCCUGUGCGCAGAUGAGGGGCUUUCCUUUGGGUGGACCAGAGAGGAGACUUCGAGUGGAUUUUGCCAAAGCCGAAGAGACGAGAUACCCGCAGCAGUACCAGCCGGCACCUCUCCCCGUGCACUACGAACUGCUGGCUGAUGGGUAUAGCAGACACCGAAGCCUAGAGCAAGACUUGAGGGUGCGAGAUAGGACUCCUCCGCACCUCCUGUACUCGGACAGAGACAGGAGCUUUGCAGAGGCAGACUGGACCAGCCCUGCCAAAAAUGCUGAACGCAGAAACAACUUGGAAAGCUACAGCCGAUCAGUGCGUAGCCGGAGUGGAGAACGCUGGGGCAGCGACAGCGAUCGUAACGUGCCCAAACCGUGGGAAGAAAGGCGGAAACGCCGGAGUCUUUCCAGCGAUCGUGGGAGGACUACUCACUCGCCUUAUGAGGACAGAAGCAGGACAAAGGCCAGUGGGCCAGCUUUAGACCGCAGCCCAGACAGGGUUCGCAAAGAGAAUCACACUACAGAAUCCGGAGCCGAGAAAGAGCAGAGUAACUCCCUUCAGAACAAUCGUCAUGCAACUGAGGAGAAACCUCAUCGUGAAGCAUCCGAUGCUCCCCAGCCUAAAAAAAGGGACAGCGAACGCAAUCAUCGAACUGGCGAAUCGGAAUCAAAAACUCAUGAGGAGCCAAAAUCUGAGACCAAAAAGUUAAAGAAUUUAUCAGAAUAUGCCCAGACGCUUCAGCUUGCUUGGAAUGGGCUUCUUGUGCUAAAAAAUAGCUGCUUCCCUACGUCUAUGCACAUCCUGGAGGGAGACCUGGGCGUCAUCAAUGGACUCCUUAAAGACCAUUCAUCUGGCGGGAAGUUAACGCAGCUCAAAAUUGCUCAGAGACUUCGGCUCGACCAGCCCAAGCUGGAUGAAGUAACUCGCCGUAUCAAACAAGGCAGCCCCAAUGGCUAUGCUGUGCUACUGGCUACCCAAUCCACCCCAGGAGGGGCAGGGGCUGAGGGGACCUUCCCUGUUGUAGAGCCUGGCUUGCAGCGACGGCUUCUCAGGAAUCUGGUCUCCUACUUGAAACAGAAGCAGGCUGCUGGGGUUAUCAGCCUGCCCGUGGGAGGGGCGAAGGGCAGAGACAGCACAGGCAUGCUUUAUGCAUUCCCUCCUUGUGAAUUCUCUCAGCAGUACCUCCAGUCAGCACUAAGGACAUUGGGGAAGUUAGAAGAAGAACAUAUGGUGAUAGUUAUAGUCAAAGACACUGCCUAGCCCACACUGUCUUUUCAAAUUCCAUGUUUUCUUUGUGUGUCACACAGCCCAGUUGGUUUUAAGGCCGAUCAUUUUGGUGGAGGUGCAAAACACCUCCACCAAAAUGGUAAGAUUUUUAGUUUCUAAUUAAUUUUAAUACCAUUUAAAUAGAGCCCAUUUUAUUCGUUUUUAAUAUGUGACACUGUCCGCUGUGUUCUGUAUUUUUAUUUUUUAACUGUAUGAAAAGUUGUCAGUAAAGCCUUGUUCACUGAUGGAUUUCUAAA
This is a messenger RNA of Struthio camelus australis, 2230 nucleotides long. The record is from RefSeq and is a predicted model, not a curated record. Lineage: Eukaryota; Metazoa; Chordata; Aves; Struthioniformes; Struthionidae.